This is a messenger RNA of Theileria equi strain WA, 1638 nucleotides long. RefSeq lists its product as hypothetical. The coding region runs from base 1 to 1638 and encodes 545 amino acids. Gene Ontology annotation, biological process: endonucleolytic cleavage to generate mature 5'-end of SSU-rRNA from (SSU-rRNA, 5.8S rRNA, LSU-rRNA); endonucleolytic cleavage in 5'-ETS of tricistronic rRNA transcript (SSU-rRNA, 5.8S rRNA, LSU-rRNA); endonucleolytic cleavage in ITS1 to separate SSU-rRNA from 5.8S rRNA and LSU-rRNA from tricistronic rRNA transcript (SSU-rRNA, 5.8S rRNA, LSU-rRNA). Gene Ontology annotation, molecular function: RNA binding. NCBI's taxonomy places the organism in Eukaryota, Apicomplexa, Aconoidasida, Piroplasmida, Theileriidae. The record is from RefSeq and is a predicted model, not a curated record. Gene Ontology annotation, cellular component: 90S preribosome; preribosome, small subunit precursor; nucleolus. The transcript is spliced from 3 exons.
AUGCACAAAAAUACAAACUUACAGAUCCCGUCGAUAUGUACCCAUCAAACACUUUCAAAGUACCUAGAGAAGCUUAUAGGGCUUCUGGCGUUGUCUUUGAUAGAAGACGAUAAGGAGAAUCUUGAAGAAAAACUAAAUCUUUGUAGAGAAUUAGUAAGCACUCUGGUCUUCAAGGGAAAUGUAGAAGUUAUCUCCAAAAACGUCUUUGGGUCGCAUGUGCUCCAAACUCUUCUGCAGUGCAUAACUGUCUUUCAAAAGUAUGACGAUAAAUUGGACGAAUUGUUGCAGCUUUUUGCUAGCAUUAUAGAGGAACGCUGUUUAUUUGAAUUGUUACAUCAUAACUCUGGAUCUCAUGUGCUUCGUACAUUGCUCAAAGUUAUGGCUAAUGUGGUUGAUUCGGAACCAUUCGUCAAAAAUCGCAAAGUUUCGGAUGAAACUGAUAUUAUUGUCUUGAGCGGUAUACAGAUUAGUCCUUGGCGGAAGGAAAAGUUGCUGCACUGGUCUCAACUCUGGAGAAAGGAUCUUGUUGGAAUACUAAGGACAAACCAGGCUUGUGCAACAGUUUGUCUUUUGCUCAAGUUAUUUAAACACCAAAAUUUGUUAGAAGAUGAAGGAGCUGAACAGCUAGUACAGGACCUUGUGGAUGCUACUUUGGAGAGAUGCAUGUAUUGUAAAAACUCCAGUUUUGCACUUGAAACGUGCAUUGGAGUGUGUGGCAUAGCAACAUACAGCAAAGUGCACAGGGACUUUAUCUCACCAAAUCUUCAGGCAUUAUCGGAAAAUAUAUUCGCAAAUUACGCUGUUCAAGCAUUUAUUCAGAAUACCUUUUUUCAGGAAUCGCAUUUACGUACUUUUAUAGAAGAGCUUCAGUUUGAGAGAUUAUUUAAUACCACAUCUUCCUCAAUAAUAUGGCGCUUGGCAGAAGCUUGUGUUCGCGUCGGCGCUUGUGAAUCUUUAUUUGUAAAAAAAGUCUUCAAGACACUAGCCAUAGAAGGAGGAAUUAAUCCGUGGGUCGUUGUCAUCUCCACUGGAGCCUGUAGAAAUGGUCCCUUUGGGGCGGAUUCUAUUUUAAAUGGAGAUAAACCAGAAGGUAGUGAUGGUACAAAUACAGAAAAUGCAGUUUUAAAUGAAUCCAGAAUUUUAAUAAAGGCUGCAGGAUGUUCAAUUCUCUUGCACAUGUUAAAAUUCCCGCAAAAGUCUAUACAGCCUCUACUGGACAGUUUUAGAGGUUUCUUGAGGAUCGCCACUGAACAAUCUAAAAUUCUCGAUCUAGCUUGUGACAGACACUUUUCCAGAGUUUUACAGCUCCUAUUGGAUCCAAAGCAGGGACUUGUUUCAGAGAAAAUUGUAAAGGCUGUCUACGAUUCCUACAAGGACCAGUUUAUCCAAAUGGCCAAUAACUUGAAUGGAGGAUUUGUUAUUUCAUCUCUUUACACUGCAUGCACACCAAAGUUGAAGAUUGAGAUGUUGGAGACACUCCUCCCGCAGUAUGACGCAAUUUGUGCUAGAAACAGGAAACUUGUGUCUAUUAUAAAACUGGACGAAUUUAAGGAAAACCAGAAACUCUUUGUGAAGAAGAUUAAAAAGGGACAAUCGAUACGCGAAAUGUUCAAGGAUCUCAUUACAUUUAAAUUUUGA